Aspergillus tanneri is the source of this 1146-nucleotide messenger RNA. RefSeq names its product Nonribosomal peptide synthetases (NRPS). Bases 1 to 1146 code for a protein of 381 amino acids. The transcript has a single exon. Gene Ontology annotation, cellular component: cytoplasm. Gene Ontology annotation, molecular function: phosphopantetheine binding; catalytic activity. Lineage: Eukaryota; Fungi; Ascomycota; Eurotiomycetes; Eurotiales; Aspergillaceae. The record is from RefSeq and is a predicted model, not a curated record. Gene Ontology annotation, biological process: secondary metabolite biosynthetic process; amino acid activation for nonribosomal peptide biosynthetic process.
AUGCUACUUAGCUUGUACACCCAUAACGCGGACGUUGUGUUUGGCAUUACACGGUUAGGACGGACAACUCCAGUGCCGGGGAUUGAAGAGCUACCCGAGCCUACGGUAGCCUCCUUUCCUGUAAGGUUCCUGCUAUGUCCAGAUGACGCCGUAUCCGACGCUAUUGGGAAGAUACAAAGUCUGGCCAGAGAAAGAGCCUCAUUUGAGUAUGCUGGUCUACAGCACAUAGGAUGCAUUGGGCAAGAUGCUGCGAACGCUUGCCAGUUCCAAAGUAUGUUGUGCAUCCGACAAGGGAGCACAAAGGUGACCAAGAUGUUUGAACAGUGGCAUGUGUUAACUCAUGCAACAUGUUUGACUCAUGCGCUAGGCCUGGAUAUCCAACUACAAUCGAGGGAAUUAUCAGUAGAAGCGAACUUUGAUCCAAAAGUUCUGCCGCAAGCUGAGGCACAAACAAUGCUGCACCAGCUUAGGCGCAUUUUCCGACAAGUUGAGCGUCAUCCGAGCCAUUGCUUGAAGAACAUUGACUUGGUCAGCCCGGAAGAUAGGCUACAGUUACAAACCUGGAAUGGGAGUUUACCACAGGCUCUAGAGGUCUGCGUGCACGAAGCAAUCCAAGAACAGUGCUUGGCGCGUCCUGACUCCAUAGCUGUCUCUGCGUGGGAUGGUAGUUUCUUAUACUGCGAGCUUGAUACUUAUUCUACCGUUCUUGCAAGAAAAUUGGCUGGCUACCAGGUUGGCCCGGAUGUCUUCGUUCCCGUAUAUUUCGAGAGGACCCAUUGGACUACAGUUGUGAUGCUGGGUAUCCUCAGAGCUGGCGGUGCCUUGCUGCUGAUGGAUCCAUCACAUCAGAUUGAACGCCUACGAGAGAUCUGUCGGGAUGCACAAGCAUUCAUCGUUCUUGCCUCAACGGCUACCAAGUGUCAGGAUAGUCGGUUUGGACCAAAGGUUUUAGCGAUUGGCGAUAAUGAAACAGAUUGGAGGCAGUCCAACGGCACAUACCGCAAGUCCCACACCAGAGAAUGCUCUGUAUGCCGUUUUCACUUCGGGCUCCACGGGGAAGCCAAAGGGCGCAGUGUUAUCCCAUCGAUGAUUUUACACAAAUUUUCAAGCCAAUGGCCUGGCGUUUGGUCUUGGCCAGCACUCUAG